CGAUUCUUAAAGAUCCCUAGGGAGCUGGGAGAAGGAGCCACGCCCACUUUGCUCAAAUUUUUCUUCAUUGCGCAUGAUUCCUAUCCCCCCUCAAAUUCAGCUCAUCGAAUUCAUAAAAUUGUGCGACAAAGCGACAAUUCUUUUCUGCCAAUACAUUUCUGUGGCAGAAACGUCAAAAACGUAAACAAGUUGUAACUAAAGAGGUAGCCAUUUUGCUAGCAACGUAGUACACACUCAAAAGUAGUAUUUAUUAUUCAGUAUUAAAUAAAAAAACAUUAUAAUGUUUUUUGCAAUAAGAUUGAUGGCAGAAUUAGCAGAGGACGAGGAAGAAGAAAUUGAGAAUAUUCCUCGUUUGAGAUACUUAACAAUAAAUCCAUUGAACGCGUUGUCGGAAGCAGCUUUUAAAAAACAUUUCCGUCUAAAUAAGGCGUGUUUCUUAUCACUUCUAGAAGAGAUAACACCAUUUGUACGGGUUAGGAGGAGGUGCAGAUUAGAAUUGAAAACAAAGUUGUUGGUGACCCUUCUAUUUUAUGCCCAAGGAAGCUAUCAGACAAUUUUAGGCUCAAAUUUUUUCUGUGGUAUGAGUCAAAGUAGUGUUUGUAGAAGUAUUGAAGAGAUAACAAAUGCUCUGAGUAAUAGGGAAAUCCGUUUUCGACGGAUUCGCUUUCCUAGAAAUAUGCAAGAACUAUCACAGAGAAGGGCCAGAUUUUCUGAGGCAACACGUAUUCCUGGAGGCAUUGGAGUAAUAGAUUGUACCCAUGUUGCCAUUGUUUCACCUAAAGAAGAUGAACAUGUCUUCGUCAAUAGGAAGAAUGACCAUUCUAUGAAUGUACAAUUGAUUUGUGAUGAAAAUAUGUGGAUCAUGAAUGCUAAUCCCAAAUUUCCUGGCAGCAGUCAUGAUUCGUAUAUUUGGAGCCAAUCUGAUAUUUCAGGCAUUUUGGAACGAGCUCAUCGUGAAAAUGGAGGAAAUUUUUUUCUACUCGGUGAUUCAGGAUACCCUCUAAGGCCUUGGUUACUUACGCCCUUAAGGAAUCCUUUAAGUGAGCAGGAGGAGAGGUUCAAUAAUAAAUUCAAAAGGGUAAGAAGCAUCAUAGAAAGGUGUAAUGGCUUACUGAAAAACAGGUUUCGCUGCCUCUUAAAACAUCGAGUGCUCCAUUAUGAACCAAAGAAGGCAGUAUCAAUAAUAAUGGCAUGUUGUGUGCUACAUAAUAUCUGUCUGGAAAAUAAUAUCGAAGAACCAGAACAAGAUGAAGAAUUCUUAAAUGCUGAUCAAGGAAUUAUUAAUGACAGAAAUUACCGAGUAACAGGCAGGAACCCAACAGUCCAAGAUGAUCUAAUCGCUGGCAGACAGUUAAGACAGUCGAUUAUUGAGAAUAAUUUCUAAUAGCAAUUUUAGGAAAAUUACAAGGACUCUUCUUCUGAAGCAACAGAUCCUGACAUUAGAGGAGCAACAGACCCCGACAUUAGAGAAGCAAUAGAGUCCCACACUGUUCCACAGUAUCAAUGUGGUCCAAAAAAAAAAAAAAAAUAUUUAUUUAUUUCCUGUUUGUAAUAAAUGUUAGUGUUAUAGUAGAAACGAAGUGCAACUUGUAAGCACAGAAAAUCACUCCACAGCACUCUUGACCACGAAUUAAAAUGAAUGCUCUGUAUACUAUCAAAUAUGUAUGGGACUGAAUGAACCUUCAAAUAAAUAUAUAUUUUUCACAGCAA
Messenger RNA from Harmonia axyridis, 1710 nucleotides. Its product is annotated as putative nuclease HARBI1. The transcript is spliced from 5 exons. The record is from RefSeq and is a predicted model, not a curated record. NCBI's taxonomy places the organism in Eukaryota, Metazoa, Arthropoda, Insecta, Coleoptera, Coccinellidae. The coding region runs from base 281 to 1384 and encodes 367 amino acids.